Uncinocarpus reesii 1704 is the source of this 1239-nucleotide messenger RNA. RefSeq lists its product as uncharacterized. Gene Ontology annotation, molecular function: cysteine-type deubiquitinase activity. NCBI's taxonomy places the organism in Eukaryota, Fungi, Ascomycota, Eurotiomycetes, Onygenales, Onygenaceae. Bases 1 to 1239 code for a protein of 412 amino acids. The transcript has 5 exons. The record is from RefSeq and is a predicted model, not a curated record. Gene Ontology annotation, biological process: protein deubiquitination.
AUGGCGGAAACUACUAGUGACCUGGCGCCGGAAUUCGGCUGCGUUGCUGAUUGCCGAAGCGGGUCAAUAUGGUGUCAAAGUUGCGAAGAUUUUAUAUACGACACUGAGGUUGAUAGAGUUUUGCGUGAUACGUCUAAGGACUUACAGCGCAAGGAUUUACUUUCGAAAAAGCGCUCGAUGAGUGAGGCUCUAGCCUACGCCGAUGCAGAGGAAGCAUCAUAUUUGGCAUCGAACAGCAACAAACGGAUUUGCGGAAAGGAUGGCAUGAGAGGCUUGUAUAACCUCGGCCAGACAUGCUACAUGAAUGUCAUUCUGCAGACUUUGUUCCAUGAGCCGUUACUGACAACGUAUUUUCUUGGUCAUCGUCAUCGCAUGUACGAUUGCUCAGAAUCAAACUGUUUCGUGUGUCAGGUCGCAGAGGUUUUUGCGGAAUUUCAUGAAGAGAAGGAGGAGGGUUUCGGCGUCCUCAACUUUCUGUUAAGUUCAUGGCUAUCAUCGCCUGACCUUGCUGGAUACCAGCAGCAAGAUGCCCACGAAUUCUAUCAAUUUCUCGUCAACAAACUCCAUGCCACAGCCGAAGACCACGUUGACGGAUACGAGCAGAAAUGCCGAUGUUUUUUCCACAAGGCUUUCUUUGGGAAGCUCCAGAGCAGCGUGACCUGCCACCGUUGCAGAAACACUAAUCGCACCGAAGAUCCAAUCAUGGAUUUGAGUCUUGCUUUUCAGGUCCAGAGAAAGAAGAAAGCAUUGCACUGGAUUCCGGGCGACUCAGAAAGCACACCAAGCCUUAACGGCUGCUUGGAUAGCUAUACAGCUCCCGAGGAAUUACCUGCUAGCGAUUAUAACUGCAGUUGGUGCGGAACGCCGCAAGGGGCGACAAAGCAACUUAGGCUACGCAAACUACCUGUGAUAUUAUGUAUGCAGCUUAAGAGGUUCGAACGACAUCGGUCCGUCUCCGAAAAAGUCGAUACCAAAGUUGCUUUCCCGUUCUCCAUAAACAUGGCGCCAUACACCACGAGUGCCAAUUCGAAGAAUAUCUUUAAGUAUACUUAUGAUUUAUUAAGCGUGGUGGUCCACAUUGGCGAUAUUGAUUCGGGUCAUUAUCUUGCCUAUUGCAGGCAGGGAGAGCAGUGGUUUAAAUUCAACGAUGACCGAGUUACCUGGGCCACUGAUGCGGAGGUGCUGGAUGCCGACGCAUAUUUGCUGUUUUACACUUUACGCUCCCUUUCAGGUUCUUGA